This is a messenger RNA of Alligator mississippiensis (American alligator), 6451 nucleotides long. Its product is annotated as zinc finger protein 397. NCBI's taxonomy places the organism in Eukaryota, Metazoa, Chordata, Crocodylia, Alligatoridae. Gene Ontology annotation, biological process: regulation of transcription by RNA polymerase II. The record is from RefSeq and is a predicted model, not a curated record. Gene Ontology annotation, cellular component: nucleus. The transcript is spliced from 5 exons. Bases 476 to 2809 code for a protein of 777 amino acids. Gene Ontology annotation, molecular function: RNA polymerase II cis-regulatory region sequence-specific DNA binding; DNA-binding transcription activator activity, RNA polymerase II-specific.
CGAAGCCCAGCAUCCCCGCCAGCGCCGCGGGGUGAGAGCGGCAGGGGCCGCCCCCGGCCCGGGCACUGCGGGGCAGCGGGCAGGGUGCUCGGGGACCCAGGGGUGCAAGCCACAAAGCGGCUACAUCCUCCCCAGCCCCUCUGCACCACUGUCUGCCUGGGAUCCGCCCCAGAGCUGAUGCUGGGCCGGUCCUGCUAUGAGCAGGCAGCUGGACAGCAUGAUGUGACCCCCCGAGGUCCUGUGCAACCCACAUUUCCUAUGAUUCGGACUGAAGUAUGCCCUCGCUCCGAGGAAACCUGUACACUUGGUGAUCCCAAAGACUGGCUUUAGCGUUCGUGUGGGCAAAGAUCAAGUGCGUCGCCGAGCGGAGAUAGAUGUGGCCCAGUGGACAGGAUGCUGCCAACAGGCCAUCUGUGAGCAGUGAAUACGUGAGGGUGCAAGCCCAAGCUGGACUGAAGCCACCCCAUCAGAGAAAAUGGCUGCUGAGAUGGGACCAGCACCAGCCCUGAGUCUCCUGUUCCCAGCAUUGGUUCAGACCUCAGUGAAGAUGGAGGAGCAGGACCCAGCAGGUCCUGGAUCUGGGGUGGGGCCUGAGGGAGCAGGGAAAGAUCUUUCUGUUAUCCAGGCCAGGACUGGUGGGGUGUCCCCAAGAUGGGUGAUGACAGAGCAAGUAAAAAAGGAGCCACAGGAGGAGCCAGCCCACCGCUGGGAGGUCCAGUGGCAGGAGGUGCCACAGGUCCUGUGGCCCCCUGCUGAAGCUGUGCCAGCUCCGGGUACCCCACAGCUGCCAGAGUUGGUACUGAGGGAUGACCUCCCUGCCAUGGAGAAGUGGCGCCAGCGCUUCAGGGGCUUUCGUUAUCAAGAGGCCAAGGGACCAUGGGAGGUUUGUUGCCACCUGCAGGACCUCUGCCAGCAAUGGCUGGAGCCCCAGCGCCGCAGCAAGGAGCAGAUCCUGGAGCUGCUGGUGCUGGAGCAGUUCCUGGCCAUCCUGCCCCAGGAGAUGCAGAGCUGGGAGUGGGGGCGUGGUGUGGAGACCUGUGCUGAAGCAGUGACACUGGCUGAGGGGUUUCAGCUGGGGCAGCCAGAGGAUGAGAAGUUCCAGGUCACAGUACACAUGGAGGUCAAGGAAAUGGCCUUGGACAAGAUGGCUUCAACUGGAGCAAUGCGAAAACCGCAUGACUCCUGGUUUGAGCAGCUGCAGUCCCAUCCUAUAUGUGUGCCCCAGGAGGAGGCAAGACAAGGUGAAACCCCAAGGCCCCAGGAUGAGUCACCUUAUGUCUCUGAAGAAGAGUCACCAUCCCACCAGGAGUUAGAUUCCCCUGACACAGAGGAGACCUGGGAUUCAUCAGCAGAUGAAAGCUCCUCAGGCUGGUUCCCUAGACAAAGCCCUUCUUCAGGAGAAGCAGAUGCCAGGGUGCUGAGCAGAGUGAAGGAGCUGCCUCCUGAGGAAAGGCCUGAAAAAUUAGAGCUACUGAGGACAUCCCCAGGGAUAUCAAGGGAGAAAGAUUCUCUGAGACCUGAGGAAGGUCAAUUGCACAAGAGUCAGCACGGGCUCCAUAAGCAGUGGGAAAACAAGGCAGCAAAUGAGGUAUCAGCUCCAGCUGGGUGUGAGAUUGGAGCUGAAACAGAGCCGGGAAAAAGCCGGGGCUGUAGAGAAGAAUUUGAGAAGCUGAGAGACAUAGCAAUCCACAAGGGGAAGUUUCAACAGCAAGAGGGACUGAAUCCAAACCAAGCUGGUGGGGAGAGCCGCAAAGGGCAGCAGGAGCUCACCACUAAGCACAGUGAGACAGUCCACUCCUGCCCCAAAUGCAGGAAAACCUUUGACUGCCCAUUGCACCUGGCCUUGCACAAGAUCAUGCAUAACAAAGAGUUGCGGGAAUGCUCUGAAUGUGGAAAGAGUUUCACCCAUCUCUCGACUCUGGCUGCUCACCGCAAGAUCCACUCUGGAGAGCGCCCCCACUGCUGCACCCAGUGUGGGAAAAGCUUUGUUUUCCAACGGGACCUGUCCCGGCAUCAGCGCGUGCACAUGGAGGAGAGGCCGUACCGCUGUGCUGAGUGUGGGAAGAGCUUCAUCCAGCGCUCCCACUUGGCCCAGCACCAGCGCAUCCAUUCCGGGGAGCGUCCCCACAGCUGUACUGAGUGUGGGAACAGCUUCACUUGCCGUUCACACCUGGCCAGACACCAACGCAUGCAUACAGGGGAGAGGCCGUACCACUGUGCUGAGUGUGGGAAGAACUUCAGCCACUCCUCAACCCUUGCCCGGCACCACCUUAUUCACUCAGGGGAGAAGCCCCAUCGGUGCUUCCAGUGUGGAAAGAGCUUCGCCCGCUCCUCCCACCUGUUGCAGCACCAGCACAUCCACUCAGGCGAGAAGCCACACCAGUGCUCAGAGUGUAGGAAGAGCUUCAACUGCUUCUCCAACCUGGCCCAGCACCGGCGCAUCCAUUCCAGGGACUAUCCCCACAGUUGUGCGGAUUGUGGAAAGGGCUUCAGCUGCCCCUCCAACCUGGCCAGGCACCAGCGUGUCCACUCUGGGGAGCGUCCCCACAGCUGCACAGAGUGUGGGAAGAGCUUCGCUUGCCCUUCAAGCCUGGCAAAACACCAGCGCAUGCACACGGGGGAAAAGCCAUUCUGCUGUGCUGAAUGUGGGAGGAGCUUCAGCCACUCCUCCCACCUGGCCCGGCACCGGCGCAGCCAUGCAGGGGAGAAGCCCCAUCAGUGCUUUCAGUGUGGGAAGAACUUCACCCGCCCCUCCCACCUUGCUCGGCACCAGUGCCUCCACAUGCAGGAGGCUGUAACUCAGCCAUAACUCAGCCAGCAGUGUGGAUGGGCUUCGGGGACACUUACACCCUCUUCACUGACUGCUGCCUAUGUUUGGGCAAGCGGCUUCAUCCCUAGGCUGAGUGCAGAGAGAGAUUUACCCACUCUUAUCCCUCCUGAAACACUGUAGUAUUGACCAAGCCUCAUGUUUUGAUUGCGGGGGCUGAGAGAAAACUCCCCCUGUAAGCUGGUAUGCCAGUGUUGGCUUGGGUCCUAGAUCUGCUCCUUGCCACUCAGGAAGUGGGCAGAUUUUGGCUCCAGAGUAGGCUCCAUAGAGACAGAGUUGUGGUGAUUGGGAAAGGCCUCAGGCAGAGUUAGUUCGGGCAAUGGGGGCAUCUCUGGAGAGACUCUUCAUCCUCCUCAUGGCAGCAGUCUUAGAACCUACAUCCUCCUCAUGGGCUGGGAACCCCCAAUUUCUCCAGGUGAAACAGUGGUGUCCUCCCAAGACAACUGAGUUGAUUGAUAUCCAGUGACUCAUGUCCCCUUCCAGCUCUGUCUUCUCUGGCGCUCUUAUGGUUUGGGUAUGUGAGGCUCUUGGAUUACAGAAAUAAGAUGUUUAUUCUUAUUAGGAAAGCAUUCCCUGUGCUGUAUCCUGACCUUGCCUUUCCUCACUCCCACAUAAACCCUUUCCAGAUGUGCUCGUGUCCAUCAGGUCUUUGCAAGAUGCAGCUGCUGCUUCCUCCAGAGCUCAUUCAUCAGGUUUGCUCUUCAGUCUCCCCAGAACUCUACACUGCCAAAUGCCUGCUGCUGCUAUCCCCUGACAUUCCUUUGUCUAUAAUGGCUUCUCUUCUAAUAAAACCCCCAGGUUUAACAUGAUGUUCCAGUGGUAGGUCUCUAAUUCCUCUUCAGAGCUGUAAAAUGGGCAUGGACCAGGGCCAGAGCCUCUUCCAGGCUCAAAGGACUUUGGGAUUUCCCAGCCCCCCUCACCUUCCAGUGGGAUCACUGAGAUCCACACAGUGCUGUACAAUGAAGAACGUACACCAGGGAUGAUUUAGCAAGGUUUUCUGAGAAGUAGGUACACUCUGCUGGGUGACAGGAGGAUGGCGAGGCUGAAGGAGGGACAUUCUGUAGCAGGUCUCACCUUUCCCAUGGGAAGCAGAUGGAAGGUGCAUGAGCAGCCUUUUGGGUUAAAAACAGGAACAUUGGAAUCUCUCAUUGUAAACAUUUAGCUUUCUCUACUAUUUCUGAAGCUAUCUGUUGCUAAGAUUAGGUAGGUUAAUUACUUAUCUCAGCACAUGGUGUUUGUGCUCACCUCUGCUCGAUUAGGUGCUCUCGUGCGGCCUUAGCCCGUACUAUUGAUCGCGCCUGUCCUGGGCUUGUGGGUGGACCCCAAAGACCACCCCAGCUGACAUCAGGGGAUCCCCUUGACUCGCCUGCCACGACUUUGAAUGUUAACUCAGUGGAGGGGUUCCCCUUUGAGGCAGCUUCCAGGGUCGUCGCGCUUCCCGGCAGGCACUCACAGGGCUCCGACCUCCCCUACACCCUGGCCACUCGCCACCUUGGGUUGCCGGUCUUCGGGCUCCUUAGGCGUUCUUGGCUCUACCUGACCCCUUCCCGCAGCCUGCCAGCUAUGUGCCAGUGUCUUCAGGCCGUGUCUUGAUGCACGGGCUUCGAAGUCCUCCAACCUGGCUCCACCAAUCUGAAUUCCUAACGCCCUAUCCCUGUGACUUAACGUGCACUUCCCACUACCGUGACAGCUGAAGCACUAAGGUUACUGGGCCAGGAGGCCACGAAGGGUACCCAGGCCUAUGGGCCCCGAGGAUCCCCCUGUGCCCAGCUACUCAGCCCUGGUGGCUCACCCUACUUGGGUAUUGAGUCCCAGCCUUUUAUCCUAGGGCUGUAGUGGGCCCUGUCCGCCACUUGUUCCGUCCCUCCUUGGGGUCUUCAGCUGCCCUCCGGUGACACCCGAUGGGGUCCCCGCUAGCCACGCCCUGUUGCCUCCUCUCCAAGGCUUUACUGCAGUCUCAUUCUUUGAUCCCAGUGCCGGUUUGCCCGACGCUGCUUUCCCUGCGUCUGUAACCAGCUCCUCCGCUGGCACCACUGCCGGUUCUGCUGCAGGUGCUGCUGCUGGAGCCUCUGCCGGUGUCACUGCCAGCCUCUCUCCUGGCUUCUCUGUGAGCCCGGCUGCAGGCGUCGCCGCCUGCUCCUCCGCUGGCAUCGCUCCCGGCUUUACUGCCGCUUCUGUUGCCAGUGUCUCUGCCGGCUCUGUUGUUGGCCUCACUGCCAGCUCUGCUGUCGGCGUUGCUGCCGACUCUGUUGGCUCCGCUGUCGGAGCCUCUCCUGACUCCACCCCCGACUUUCCACGCUGCCUGACGCAGCAGCUGAGCCCCUCUGGGUGAGGGCUCCCUCCCCGAGCCUCCGCUUGUCUGCCGCCCUGCCAUAUCCUCGGGACAGCUUUUUAUUUCCGCCAGGCAGUGUCUCCCGCCCACGCUGCCUGGCCUCAGCUGAAUAUAAGCGCGGCUGACCAGCCGUGAUGGUGGUUUUGCCGCGCACGUCUCCUCCUGCUCUUUGGGCUCUGCGGAAGGUAAGCGAGGCUUUCCUUUGGCCUGGGGCCCUCCUACAACCCCAGCUCCCCUGGGACAGUCCUUACUUUCAUCCUUUCACCAAUUGCCCUAUCAGCUGAUCUCCCUGUGAGCGGGUGCGGGUUCCUAGCUCCGCCUCCCUUCAGUACUUGCCUGCCACGACUUGGAUUGAAAGGAAAUGAAGGAGGUAUUAGUUGUUUUUUAAUACUAGUGAUCAAUAAACGCCACCCAGAUAGUACAUGCUUAUAGUGCAGGUUUAUUUUCCAAAGUGAAGUUGCAUGGUAGCAGUAACCUCGCUAAUUAUUUCAUUAGUUAGCCACAUCAGAGCUGCCGAACUGAUAACUUGGCACCUUAUACUUCCAGGUUACAUUGUAGUGCUCAACGUUCUAAGCACUAAUUAUCUUGUUAGCAAGGCGUGUUCCUCACUUCUCUCGUGUCUGCCUCUUGCUGGGAGUAGUCUUGACUGCUCCUCUGCUUCUCACGCUGCUGCUGUCAGUGGCGUUGCAGUUCUAGGGUCAGGGUCAGGGCUAGCAUGGGAUCUUCCUGCCUGCCCGUCGUCCCGGGAUGCCUCUCUCUCUCUCUCUCUCUACUCAGGGGUCCCCCGGCCACCUGCUCUGCAAAGCCCCGCUUCUCACCACAACUCACUAGAGCCACUGGAAUCGUAAAGUACGUAGCCUGCCUCUAGACUGGCGUUGCCAAGUCUUGAAUCCCGCAGUCUCAGCGUCUUUCCAGGUCGGCAGGCAGGGUCUUGGUUUUCUCCACCAUCUGUGGCCUCAGCCAUCCCUCACGCUCUUCUUGUGCCAGAAAGCAAAAGGUAUCUGUUCUACCACUGAAUAUAUACCAGCCGUGGUGAGCUAAUCACCCGGUCCUGCCCCAGGUGUGUAAUUCCCUCCACCUGGCAGGGUGCAACAUCGGGUCAGUCGUGCCCAAUCCUGCCUUAGUAACAGGGCUCGUGCCUGAGUCCCUGUUACACUCCCAAUCUUUGGACUUUGGAAGGGGCAAAAAAAGCACCUGCUGUUAUCUUUCCUGAACAGAGAAGUUCAAGAACUCAGAAAACAGCCCCAACUUUCUCUAAAUUACAUUAAAAAAUAAACCUCAUGAUUUUUGAA